Molecule: messenger RNA, 2769 nt
Organism: Gasterosteus aculeatus aculeatus (three-spined stickleback)
Lineage: Eukaryota; Metazoa; Chordata; Actinopteri; Perciformes; Gasterosteidae
Gene: c9
Product: complement component 9
Biological process (GO): complement activation
Cellular component (GO): membrane attack complex
Molecular function (GO): protein binding
Source: RefSeq, a predicted model, not a curated record
GUUCUUGCCUCUGCUCACGCAGUGAAGAACAAAUUAUACCGACAGGAUGAGUAACAUGUUUUAAUUCAAACACACACUUUAAACUUUGACACGGGCACUGAAUCAAUAUCAGCUGAAAUCCAAACUGUUGACUUAGACGACAACAACAUGGUCCUUUUGCACUUGAACAAUCAUUGACGGAGAGGGAGCAGCUCAAACGACUUCACGAGGACGGACGCGCAGCACCAUUUGUCUCCUCGGGCGUUCAUCAUGCGGACCAGAGUUGCUCUCCAGCUGGGCUUCUGUCUCACUCUGAUGCUUCUUGGAACUGGAAUGGGACAGGACGUUCCUGAUCCACCGCCGGUAGACUGUGUUUGGGGCCACUGGUCAGAGUGGAGCUUGUGUGAUAAUUGCACAAAUUCUAGGAGGCGCACUCGCAGCGUGGAAGUGUUCGGCCAGUUCGGCGGUGACGUCUGCCACGGCUCAAUGGGGGACGUUGAGUCCUGUGAACCAGACGGCGUUUGCACCAAACCGCCUCCACCUGUGUGCUCCGACUCGGAGUUCCAGUGCGAGUCGGGUCCUUGCAUCAGUAAAAGACUACAGUGCAACGGGGACUACGACUGUGAGGAUGGAUCAGAUGAGGACUGCGAACCUCUUCAUAAGCCCUGUGGUCGGGACGUCCUGGAUAACAACGAACAAGGCAGGACGGCAGGAUACGGAAUCAACAUCUUGGGUCUGGAGCCUCGAAUCAACCCCUUCUACAACGACUUCUUCAACGGGAGGUGCACACGAGUGAGGAACCCGUACACUUUGAAGCACGACCGGCUUCCCUGGAAUGUCGGUGUGCUCGACUAUCAGACUAUAGUGGAAGAAACCGCCUCGAAGGAAAUUUAUGAAGAAGCACACGGGGUCAUGAAAGAGAUGCUGACAGAGGACAGCCUUAAAGCUGGUGUCGUAGUUACCUUAAAUUUCGCCGCAAAGGCGCCAUCCGUGACUGUGCUGUCCAACUCUACUGGAAAGGCUUUGGCAGAAGCUCAAUUCGACAGGAACAAAUUGAUUAGGGACGUCAACGAUUACUCAAAAGUUAAGAACAAGAGCUUCAUGAGGGUGAAGGGCUCCGUGCAGCUGAGCACCUACAGGAUGCGCUCCCGGGACCUCAGAACAGCCGACGAAUUCCUUCAGCAUGUCAAAUCUCUGCCUAUCAAGUAUGAGAGGGGGAUUUAUUUUGCCUUCCUGGAGGACUACGGAACUCACUACACCAAAAACGGGAAGACCGGCGGCGAAUAUGAGUUGAUCUACGUUCUCAACCAGGACACCAUCAAGAAGAAAGAUCUGACGGAGAGAAAGAUUCAAAGAUGCAUAAAAGUAGGCAUCACAGCCGACUUCACAGGCUUCAUUCAGAUCAAGGGAGACGUGAAUCAUGGGGGAUGCAAUGCCGUGACGAACAAAGACUCAGUUGAUGAUGAGGGGAAAGCAGUGGUGGACAAGGUGCUGACAUCGGUCAGAGGAGGCACUCUGGAAAGUGCUGUCGCCAUGCGGGCUAAAUUGAAUAGCGACGGAGUGAUGGACAUCCCCACCUUUCAGAACUGGGCCCGGACGCUCGCCGACCUGCCCGCGCUGCUCUACAGCGAGGCAGAGCCCAUCUACAUGUUAGUCCCACUGGACAUGCCUGGCGCCAACACGAGGAUAUCGAACCUGAAGCGGGCCACUGCGGACUACGUGGCAGAGUACAACGUGUGCAAGUGUAAGCCUUGUCACAACGGGGCCACUCUGACUCUGCUGGGCGGGAGGUGCGUGUGCCUGUGCCCACACCUGUACGAAGGCCUGGCCUGCCAGAAUUACAAGAUCGACAAAGCUCAGGACCUAGGUGCGGCACCGACCGUAAACCAGGAGGGUAACUGGUCGUGCUGGUCCAGCUGGUCCAGCUGCAGGGGAGCGAAGCGCACCAGGACACGCAGCUGCAACACCGAUGGGCUCCUGGAAGCUGUGUGCAGGGGAGACUCCAACAAUGAAGACCCCUGCUAAGAGGAGGCGCUACAUCUCUGACACACAGUCACAGAGCUGAGGAUUUAAGGCCAUUAACAUUCUCACCUUUGUUAGGAGAACAGAGCCACCUUGAGGUCAGUAGUAGAUAAUGCAGGUUUGCAUGUCUUGUUAAUUUCUUUUUUAUUUUAAAUGUUUUAAAGUUUGAGGAGACUAUCAAGGGUAAAGAAGUAUAGGAUUUUUUAAAAUUUAAAAAACAGGUCGAAUCCAGCAUACGUUUUAAAUAAAGAUUUUUUUGCAACAAUCCUCCACUACACACUGUUGACGUUUGCAUUGAAUCGACACUGGCUAUGAUUUAAGUGCCUAUAAGUUCUCUUCAUCUUGCAGGAUUAUAACAGGUCAAAUUAAAGGGAAUUCCUCAGAAACCUCUUUUUUCAAACGUCAGCACUGUCUUUUACAGCAGCAAAGCCAUAAGCAGCAGAAGGAAACAGCGUGUCAUGUUAAGGAUGCUCCCAACAAAUAGGGUGCAUCAUUUCAUAACCGACUGACCGAAGGACUCUGACCCCCCCGGGGGGGCAGCGCCGCCCACCUACGUUAUCAUAGUUUAUGGUUUUUAGAAUUAACCCAAAGGAGAAAACAACGACCCGUGUUUUUUUUUUUCGUCCUGCCCUUUUGCCACGUCACCGUGAUGAGGAGGCGGAAGCUAGCUGAAUUAGCAUGCUCAUUUCAGUACGCACAAACAUCUUUGUAAUAAUGUUAACAAAGGAAUCCUUCAUUCAAACCUCACAUUAAACAAAUGAAAAAACA